AUGCGCAAAAAGGGCAGCGGCUUCAUUGGGGGGAAGCUAAAUUUAAAAAUAAAAAAAAAAAAAAAAUCCGUCAAGCGGGAAGUGCGCGAGGGAGAAGCCAACCAGGUGGAUAGCGUUGCGGGGGAUAGCAUUGCGCGGGAUGGCGAAGAAGCUGAGGAUAAGAGAAUCCCAUCGGGACAUGAUGGCAAGACAGAUGGAUCCGAAAAUGUUCUAAAAGGAACAGGACGAGUAACAACAGAGAAAAAUACAGUCCAUGGAGUGAGAACCGAUUUUAUGACUGAAAUAAAACAGGGUUAUGACAUCAUUUUGGAGAACCCAUCGACUUUUCGAAACGAACGAAGGACCGUCACUUCUGUGUUAAGCAACAAAACGUUGGUCGUCCAUGAGGCGUUUACAACGGACAUAAGUACCACGUGUACGUUUUACAUCGUCCCCCGGGGGAAGUCCAGUGGGAAAUCCCUCGACCAAUCGGGGGCACAUAUCGGCGUGGAGUACGCCAAGGUCUUUGAUCAGGCUCCCAAGCAGGAUCUGGUCGAGGUGCGGGAAAAGACGGGGCUCUGGUCAUACAAAGUUGUGAAGAAAAAGGUCGAUGGUCGGCUAACCAACGAGGAGAAGCUCGACAUGCGCGUGAAAAGCGGUCGCGAUAAGUUCUGCUGGUAG
This is a messenger RNA of Plasmodium inui San Antonio 1, 660 nucleotides long. RefSeq lists its product as hypothetical. Bases 1 to 660 code for a protein of 219 amino acids. The transcript has a single exon. The record is from RefSeq and is a predicted model, not a curated record. Lineage: Eukaryota; Apicomplexa; Aconoidasida; Haemosporida; Plasmodiidae.